AGCUCAAGUGCUCAAGUGUUGCAUGCUCUCAGAGAGAAAAACAGAGAGAAGGAACAAGAGAAAGAAAAAGAAGAAAGAAGAAAUAAAGAGAACGCUGAAAGGGGACAAGGGACAGCGCAGCCAGUGAGCAAGGUCUUACGCACAUGACGUGAGAGGCAAGAAAAACAAGAAAAAAAUAUUCACUCAAAGAAAUAAUUAUUGGGACAUCAAAAGGAUUAUAUUUGGAGUUUCUUAUGGGUUCCAGGGAAAAAAAUGCUUUUGAUUGACGAAUUGUGAAGAAAUCUCCUUUAGAUCAUGGAGAGAGAGAACAUAUCGAGUGUGAACAGUACCUCUGCACUCACUAAUGCAUCCCUGGGGCUUAGCACUUCCUUUGCGAUCCCUCAGGAUGGUUCAGGGUACAGUGACGCAGAGAUGGUGCUCCUGGGCUUCCUGAUGGGACUUCUGGUCCUAGGUAUUGUCUUUGGAAAUGUGCUGGUCAUCACUGCCAUUGCACGCUUCCAGCGCUUGCAGACCGUCACCAACUGCUUCAUCAGCUCUCUGGCCUGUGCUGACCUGGUCAUGGGGCUCCUUGUGGUCCCUUUUGGUGCCAGCUACAUCCUGCUGAACACAUGGCACUUCGGCAACUUCUUCUGUGAGUUCUGGACGGCCACGGACGUGUUGUGUGUGACGGCCAGCAUUGAGACGCUGUGUGUGAUAGCACUGGACCGCUACUUAGCUAUCACGUGGCCCCUGCGCUACCAGUCAAUGCUCACCAAGUGCAAAGCAUGCUGGGUGGUGCUGGCCGUGUGGGCCGUGGCUGCCCUUAUCUCCUUCCUGCCCAUCCAUAUGGAGUGGUGGGUAUCAGAUGAGCCAGAGGCACAGAGUUGCCUUGCCAAUGAAAGCUGUUGCGACUUCAACACCAAUGCACCGUAUGCAGUGACCUCCUCCAUCAUCUCCUUCUACAUCCCCCUAGUGAUAAUGGUGUUUGUCUAUGCCCGUGUCUACCAGGAGGCACAGCGGCAGCUGCAGAAGAUCGACCGUGUUGUGGGCCGUCUACGUACACAGAGCUUCAGCCACCAAGAUGGCAAUGAGGUGAGGAACUGGAAGAACAGGUUUUGCCUGAAGGACCACAAGGCCCUGAAGACCCUGGGCAUCAUCAUGGGCACCUUUACGCUCUGCUGGCUGCCCUUCUUCGUGCUCAAUGUGGCAGCAGCCAUCUGGAAAAUGGAUGACAUCAAGUUGCCUUUCAGGGUUUUGAACUGGAUUGGCUACGCCAACUCGGCCUUCAAUCCUCUGAUCUACUGCAGGAGUCCCGAGUUCAGGUGUGCCUUCCAAGAGAUCCUCUGUUUGAGACGCUCAUGGUUCCCUUCUACAAGGAACAAUAAGGGAUAUAUUUAUGGUGGACACAGUUGGCAAAUAAAUAUGCGGACCACCGGACCAAUGCAGCCGCCUCAUGCCGACUGCGGAACAGUGGAACUGGGCGCUUGCUCUUUGGCUGCCAGCACCUCCAAUACAAAUGGGAAUUGUAAUAAUACUCUGACAUCCAUCACUUAGCCAUUUCUGAACACAUAAAUUGGAUUUUCUCUAAUUCUUUACUUCCAUUUCCCUUCCAAUACAUUUAAAUGGCUUCAGAAACAUCUGGUAAGUGAACAACUAGCAACACAAGGUAGUUAGUUCAUGAUAGCCUGUGCUCAGACACUUCUUGUACUUAUAAAGGAUAUUACAAAGACACUGAAACACUGUAGUGCUUAGUUAGUUACCAGCACUUCUGAGUGAGGAAUUGGAUUUGUCUACAUUACAGUAAAGUUCAGAUACAAGGUAGAGCAAAACUUGAAAUUCAGAAUGUGGUUAUAAAAUGGAGGUGUCUGGAUACCUCUACUUCUGGCUACCUCAUGACACUAUGAUACGUCUUCACUAUAAUAUUUUUCUUCAAUUAUUAAUUGCAUUACAGUUCCAAAAACAAAAAACAAAAAACAGUGUAUACACUGUACACACUGCAUAAGAAUGCAGAUCUAGGUAAUUUAUUUUGCAAUGAACAUAUUACUAUGUAAGUGCAUAAACUGUGUUGUUAUGUUAACUGUAUUGUCUUCAUAUUAACAAGGGAAACUGAUCUGCACUCUUACUUUGAGAUGUUUGAUGCAGAGGGGGCCCAGAACGUA
Messenger RNA from Electrophorus electricus (electric eel), 2138 nucleotides. RefSeq names its product adrenoceptor beta 2, surface b (gene adrb2b). The record is from RefSeq and is a predicted model, not a curated record. Gene Ontology annotation, biological process: positive regulation of MAPK cascade; norepinephrine-epinephrine-mediated vasodilation involved in regulation of systemic arterial blood pressure; adenylate cyclase-activating adrenergic receptor signaling pathway. Gene Ontology annotation, molecular function: norepinephrine binding; beta2-adrenergic receptor activity. Gene Ontology annotation, cellular component: plasma membrane. NCBI's taxonomy places the organism in Eukaryota, Metazoa, Chordata, Actinopteri, Gymnotiformes, Gymnotidae.